Aspergillus pseudotamarii is the source of this 999-nucleotide messenger RNA. RefSeq names its product YeeE/YedE family protein. The transcript has 2 exons. The record is from RefSeq and is a predicted model, not a curated record. Gene Ontology annotation, cellular component: plasma membrane. The coding region runs from base 1 to 999 and encodes 332 amino acids. NCBI's taxonomy places the organism in Eukaryota, Fungi, Ascomycota, Eurotiomycetes, Eurotiales, Aspergillaceae.
AUGUUCACACCCGUACAUACAUCCCUGGGUGCUUUGCUGCUGUUUCAGAGUUCAUCGGGUCUUCUUCUUCACAAUGGCGCAGUCUUUGGCAUUUCGUCGCUUUUGUCAGGAUCUGUUUUGCGUCCGACCCGGGACAAUGUUCCCAUCAUUGCUGGGUUGUUGUCUAGCGUUAUCCCUAUUUACCUCUUUGUGCCUUCGUUGAUACCGCUGUAUCCGCCGGGGCCGAAUUCCUGGGCAUCGGUGGCCUCUACGCUCGCGACGGGGUUCUUGUUGGGUUGGGGGACAAAGAAUGGUCGAGGGUGUACAUCUGGCCACAUGCUCUGUGGUCUAUCCCGUCUGUCGCCGCGCUCCUUCAUCGCAACAGCUAUCUUCUUUACAUCCGCUCUGCUCACGGCGAAUCUGAUCUCAGGAGGCCAGAACAUCCCUCCUUGUCCGUCUGGGGUGCCCUGUUAUACUCCCGUAUAUCCGUCAACAGCGGAGCUCAUAUUCAUGAUCGGGACUACCGCCCUCACAUUCGUCACCAACUGGUUCGCUGUGCCACAGAAAUUGGAUAGAUCAGAGAAGUCGAGAACACUAUUCUCUUAUCUGGCAGGGCUGCAAUUCGGCAUGGGCCUCUUCUUCUCCGGAAUGGCAAACCCAGCAAAGGUUCUGCGCUUCUUCGCUUUUCCAACCGAUCUAGCCCGUUUCGAUCCUUCAUUGGCUCUUAUAAUUCUCUUCGGGAUCGGACCCUCGCUCAUUACCUUUUUGACCGCGAAGCCGGGACAGAAGACCGACGGAUUGGGUGGCAAACCGACACUGCCCACAUUGGCGGACGGUUGGAGACUCCCAACAGCCACUGUGGCGGACAUUGAUUGGAGAUUUGUCGCCGGUGCAGCAGCGUUUGGUGUCGCCUGGGGGUUACGGGGAGUGUGUCCGGGUCCCGCGGUGCUUCGGGCAGCUCUGCAGCCGGCAUGGGGCGUCGUCGAAAUGACCGGGUACAUGCUAGGAAACCUGGUAUAA